CAAAUCAUUUGUUGAUGUUGACUUUCAAUUGAACCUCCAUUAACCAGCGACCACAGCUCCAUUUCACCACCAUACCUACCCCACAACAACCUUACUUCGACACCCCGCGUUACACAAACAGCUGCCACCGACACCGACGCAUCUGACGACCUCUUUCUCACCGAGUUCCCCAGUAAGGUAUUGCACAUAGCACAACCCAUUCCCACCGCCCAUCAUGGCAGAUUACGAUGCCAACGGAAAGCGAUCCACCUCGCGCACACGCAACUCUCGUCCCACAACCCCCAUGCGCCCGACCACGCCCCUGCGCCCUUCCUCGCGAUCCUCCUUUCGCGAAUCCGCCAGAGACAGCGUCCACGGCGGCGGCGAGUCGUUCCCACUCAAUACCUUUGAGCCCGCCUUUGCAGAGCUCUCAGACGCCAUGGCCGACCUCGAGGCCAACAUGAUGCACUUCCAGCUGAUGCACGAGAGUCUGGCCCGCUUCAGCGAGUCGUUUGCGAGUUUCAUGUACGGCUUGAACAUGAACGCCUUUUGCGUGGAUUUCCAAGAGGGUCCCGUUCCAGAGUCCUUCAAAAGGGCAAAGCUGCAAGAAGAGAUGAACACAGCCGCAGGAUCAGGUAUUCCUCGUGAAUUUGAAAAGCCUAGCAAUGAUUUUGACGGCGAGACGACUUUCAUGACCACCGACGUUUCGUUCGUCGAGAACCCACCCGCAUCCUCCAAACCAACCCCGAAAUACAAGACCCCCAGCACGGCUACUAGAGGUUCCCGCGUGCCGGCACCUGCUACACGUGGAGGCACAACGCGCGGUCGCGCGGGAGGCCGCGGAGGCUCCGAGACAACGAGAGGUCGGGGUACUGGUAUCGUCAGACCACGCGGUCGUGGCGUCCGAUGAAAGUUCUUCAACAAACGCCCUCUGUGGAACUUUACUACUAGCAACAUCGCCGCCGCUUACUUGUCCCACGCUCCGAGCCCUCGGAAGCUGGGUCUCAACUUCCCGACCACGGCCCUUCAUGGUGCUGUAACGAGAAAGGGGUGAUGGAAAGUCCAGUACAUUAUGUCGUGAAAGGGUAUCAUCUAGCGUCUACUCUGGAGCCACGGUAGACUUAUUG
Molecule: messenger RNA, 1106 nt
Organism: Colletotrichum godetiae
Lineage: Eukaryota; Fungi; Ascomycota; Sordariomycetes; Glomerellales; Glomerellaceae
Product: DASH complex subunit Dam1-domain-containing protein
Exons: 4
Coding region: 215-889 (224 amino acids)
Biological process (GO): mitotic sister chromatid biorientation
Cellular component (GO): DASH complex; mitotic spindle pole body; mitotic spindle polar microtubule
Source: RefSeq, a predicted model, not a curated record